Messenger RNA from Mandrillus leucophaeus (drill), 1882 nucleotides. RefSeq names its product glycine receptor, alpha 4 (gene GLRA4). The record is from RefSeq and is a predicted model, not a curated record. Gene Ontology annotation, molecular function: transmembrane signaling receptor activity; glycine binding; transmitter-gated monoatomic ion channel activity. NCBI's taxonomy places the organism in Eukaryota, Metazoa, Chordata, Mammalia, Primates, Cercopithecidae. Gene Ontology annotation, cellular component: neuron projection; plasma membrane; synapse. The transcript has 9 exons. Bases 509 to 1882 code for a protein of 457 amino acids. Gene Ontology annotation, biological process: nervous system process; signal transduction; chemical synaptic transmission.
CCUCCGGCCCUCCCCAAGCAGCCACGGCAGCCCAAGCUCCUCCCCGGCACACGGGCAGGCUCUGAACCCCACUCCAGCUGCUGCCGACUGUGCCUUUAAAUUGCUGCUUUCGGAGGGUGCAUCUGGGGGAGGUGGGAGGCAGGAAAACAUCUUCCUACCGGUCUCCCUCCUCCCUCCCCACCAAGACUCUUCAGGGUUUAGAGAGUGAUUGCUGCCCAGAGAGAGUCUUUUCCAGCUCCCGGCUGGCAGGCUAAGGCCCUCCGGAGCCCAAGGCAAGCUCAAGCAGAAGCCAGUAGGGUUAUCUGUGUCAGGAUCAUUUCCAGGGGAACAGUUCUGGCCCCUGGCAGGUAAAGACGGGCCAGAGGAGAAGAGGCAGAAGAGGAGAGAGAGCAGGCUCUUUGCGAGCAGCCCAAGUUGGAGAAAGGCUCUGUACUUUUGGCGUUCCUGCAGGGAUAUCCUCUCUCACGUUGGCAGCCAGGCUGAGAAAGGGCUUCAAGAUCCCCGCGGAAUGACAACUCUUGUUCCUGCAACCCUCUCCUUCCUUCUCCUCUGGACCCUGCCAGGGCAGGUCCUCCUCAGGGUGGCCUUGGCAAAAGAGGAAGUCAAAUCUGGAACCAAGGGGUCCCAGUCCAUGUCCCCCUCUGAUUUCCUAGACAAACUUAUGGGGAGAACAUCUGGGUAUGAUGCCAGGAUUCGACCCAAUUUUAAAGGCCCACCCGUGAACGUGACCUGCAACAUCUUCAUCAACAGUUUCGGCUCCGUCACUGAGACCACCAUGGACUACCGGGUAAAUGUCUUCUUGAGGCAACAGUGGAAUGACCCACGCCUGUCCUACCGAGAAUAUCCUGACGACUCUCUGGACCUCGAUCCCUCCAUGCUGGACUCUAUCUGGAAGCCAGACCUGUUCUUUGCCAAUGAGAAAGGGGCCAACUUCCAUGAGGUGACCACGGACAACAAGUUACUGCGCAUCUUUAAGAAUGGGAAUGUGCUCUACAGCAUCAGGUUGACCCUCAUUUUGUCCUGCCCAAUGGACCUCAAGAACUUCCCCAUGGACAUCCAGACCUGCACGAUGCAGCUGGAGAGUUUUGGCUACACCAUGAAUGACCUCGUGUUUGAGUGGCUGAAAGAUGCUCCUGCUGUCCAAGUGGCUGAGGGGCUGACUCUGCCCCAGUUUAUCUUGCGGGAUGAGAAGGAUCUAGGCUAUUGUACCAAGCACUACAACACAGGGAAAUUCACCUGCAUCGAGGUAAAGUUUCACCUGGAGCGGCAGAUGGGCUACUAUCUGAUUCAGAUGUACAUCCCCAGCCUACUCAUCGUCAUCCUGUCCUGGGUCUCCUUCUGGAUCAACAUGGAUGCUGCCCCUGCCCGUGUGGGCCUGGGCAUCACCACCGUGCUCACCAUGACCACCCAGAGCUCUGGCUCCCGGGCCUCUUUGCCUAAGGUGUCCUACGUGAAGGCAAUCGACAUCUGGAUGGCUGUGUGUCUGCUCUUUGUGUUCGCUGCCUUGCUGGAGUAUGCUGCUGUCAAUUUUGUUUCUCGUCAGCAUAAAGAAUUCAUACGACUUCGAAGAAGGCAGAGGCGCCAACGCAUGGAGGAAGAUAUCAUCCAAGAAAGUCGUUUCUAUUUCCAUGGCUAUGGCUUGGGCCACUGCCUGCAGGCAAGAGAUGGAGGUCCAAUGGAAGGUUCUGGCAUUUAUAGUCCCCAACCUCCAGCCCCUCUUCUAAGGGAAGGAGAAACCAUGCGGAAACUCUACGUGGACCGAGCCAAGAGAAUUGACACCAUCUCCCGGGCUGUCUUCCCUUUCACUUUCCUCAUCUUCAAUAUCUUCUACUGGGUUGUCUAUAAAGUGCUACGGUCAGAAGAUAUCCACCAGGCUCUGUGA